GGCCAUCUAAAAUUUUAAUACUAUUUAAUAAUUCUAAUCAAAUGUAAAAAUAAUUUUUACAUUUUAUCCCAUUACCAUUAGAUACUACUUUCCAACUGCUGGCCAAGUCUUAAUGGUGUCCAUUUCCACCUACACUUUACAAAGUCCAAAGAUGGAUCUUGAAUUUAUUGUGUUGUAGACUUUGUAGUCUACCUCAAAUACCACAAAGUCCAUUCGCAUUUUCACUUCUUACAGUUGCAGCUGAUCUUUCUUCUUCCUCUUCUCACUUCUCAUCAAUUCCAAAAACAUGGCUGCUCUAUACAAUUCUUCACUUUUCUCUUUAGUCUUUCUUCUCUUGAUUGCCACCGCCAUCGCAGAGAUCCGAUCCACCCAGAUCCGAUCCGGUUCUCGUUCUACCAUCCCUUUUGACGAAUUUGGGUACACCCAUUUCGGCCGUCUCAAUCUCACUGUCACCGAUAUCUCAUUCUCCAACCCCAAAUCCGGACCCGAACCCGUUCUAUCCGAAUUGGGUUUCUUCCUCGUCACCCGUGAAGCUUGGCAGCAUGUUCUUGAGCAACUUCAAGAUGGUGAUAUCCGGUGUACUCUCCAUUCAGAUCUCGUCAAAAGGGUUUUCACUUUUGAUCAAUUGCAACCCUCUGCGCGUCAAUUCACAACUUCGUUUAGUGUAUCUGAUGCGAAUCAAUUCACUCUUGUUUUUGCCAAUUGCAUGCCUAAUUUGGUGGUUUCGAUGAAUGUUCACUCGGUUAUGUACAAUUUUAACCCGAAAAGUGGGCAGCUUGAUUUUCUGUCGGCAGGCAAGACUGCUCUUCCAGCGAUUUACUAUUUGUUUUUCGUAGUUUAUGUGUUGAUGGGGGCUUUUUGGGUUUUUGCUCUUUACAAGAAAAGAUUAUCUGUUUAUGGAAUUCAUUUCUUUAUGCUUGCUGUUGUGAUCUUGAAAGCAUUGAAUUUGCUGUGUGAGGCUGAGGAUAAAUCGUAUAUUAAGAAAACUGGUACUGCUCAUGGGUGGGAUGUUUUGUUCUAUAUAUUUAGCUUCUUGAAGGGUAUUACUUUGUUCACUCUGAUAGUUUUGAUUGGAACUGGUUGGUCAUUUCUGAAGCCCUACUUGCAAGAUAAAGAGAAGAAGGUUUUGAUGAUUGUUAUUCCUUUGCAAGUUGUGGCCAAUCUUGCACAGGUUGUGAUUGAUGAAACUGGACCUUUUGGUGAAAAUUCAUACACAUGGAAGCAGGUUUUCUUGCUUGUUGAUAUUGUGUGUUGUUGUGCUGUAUUGUUUCCGAUUGUGUGGUCGAUUAAGAACUUGCGAGAGGCAGCUAAGACUGAUGGCAAAGCUGCAGUGAAUUUGAUGAAGUUGACAUUAUUCAGGCAGUACUACGUUAUCGUGAUAUGUUACAUUUACUUCACAAGAGUUGUGGUUUAUGCUCUGGAGACCAUCACCUCUUAUCGGUAUCAGUGGACUAGUGUGGUGGCUGCUGAAGCUGCAACACUUGCCUUCUAUGCCUUCACGGGGUAUAACUUCAGGCCUAAGGCACACAAUCCAUAUUUUGCGAUUGAUGACGAGGAGGAAGAAGCUGCUUCUGAGGCACUCAAGCUUGAAGAUGAAUUUGAAUUAUAGAUAUCAUUUUUCACUCUAUGCAGAUACGUUUGAAGAGGCGCAAUUGAAAAUACUCAAUCUCAGAGAAGGCUCUAUAGUAACAUUUUUUAAAUCACUGCCUAGUUUGUUUGUUCAUUAGUGUGUAUAUUCAAUCUAAUAGAUAUCUGGUAUGCUUUUAUUACAAUGUUGAACUAUUCUGUUAUGAAUUGAACUCUGGUUUUCGAAUAUCAAGUCAUAAAAAUGUUAUUAGCUUUGUUGUUAA
Molecule: messenger RNA, 1850 nt
Organism: Solanum lycopersicum (tomato)
Lineage: Eukaryota; Viridiplantae; Streptophyta; Magnoliopsida; Solanales; Solanaceae
Product: protein CANDIDATE G-PROTEIN COUPLED RECEPTOR 7
Biological process (GO): transport
Cellular component (GO): Golgi apparatus; membrane
Source: RefSeq, a predicted model, not a curated record